Molecule: messenger RNA, 262 nt
Organism: Caenorhabditis angaria
Lineage: Eukaryota; Metazoa; Nematoda; Chromadorea; Rhabditida; Rhabditidae
Source: the annotation of a GenBank genome assembly
AUGGUGAACUCAAAUUCAAAAUCCAAUUUCAAACGUCAAAUUCCGAUUCAUGGAAUUGCGGAGAAUAUUUUUUGUGAUGUCCGGGAUUCAUUCAGGUACCACAAAAUUAGACUAGACCUCAAAUUCAAGCUAGAAAAAUUUUUUUUUCAGAAAAAAUUUCAGCGAAGGUUGGGAGAAGGCUGGCGCUGCAUUUUGUGUGAUUCACAAGGGAAAAAUGAUUGUGGAUUUGUGGGGAGGAUAUGCGGACCCGGAAUGUUUGUGA